Molecule: messenger RNA, 1014 nt
Organism: Ziziphus jujuba (common jujube)
Lineage: Eukaryota; Viridiplantae; Streptophyta; Magnoliopsida; Rosales; Rhamnaceae
Product: protein C2-DOMAIN ABA-RELATED 1-like
Exons: 3
Coding region: 140-637 (165 amino acids)
Source: RefSeq, a predicted model, not a curated record
UGGUGUAUAAAUUGCACUGAAGGUAGGGAGCUUUGUAUUGGAUUUUCCGCUUUGCAAACUCAGAGCUCGUUCAAACCAAAACAAAAGCCAAUAAGCUUCUCAUAGAUUACCUUAUUUAUAGCUGGUCAGGCUUGGUUUAAUGGAGAACUCGUUGGGUCUUCUCAGAAUUCACAUGCAAAGAGGAGUCAACCUUGCUGUUAGAGACAUGAAAAGCAGUGAUCCCUAUGUUAUUGUCAAGAUGGGCAAGCAGAAGUUAAAGACUCGUGUGGUGAAGAGGAGUCUGAAUCCAGAGUGGAAUGAACUUUUAACUCUAUCAAUUUCAGAUCCAAAUGUCCCAAUCAAGCUGUUUGUGUAUGACAGAGACACAUUCACUUUUGAUGACAAAAUGGGGGAUGCAGAGUUUGAUAUUGGUCCAUUUCUCCAAGUUAUAUCUAUGGGAUUGGCAGGUCUCCCGGAUGGAACAGUAAUUACAAAAGUAGGACCAAACAGGCAAAACUGUCUUGCCGAAGACAGCUGCAUUGUCUUCUCUAAUGGAAAAGUUGUUCAAAACAUGGUUCUCAGACUGAGAAAUGUGGAGUGUGGUGAAGUAGAGCUUCAAUUGCAAUGGAUUGCUACCUCUGGUUCUAAGCGUUUGUAAAUGGACCAAUAUAUUGUUGCAUUUUGGUGUACAGACAGAGCAUGGAGCAUGAAAACUUGCGCAUGUUAGUCACUUUUUGGUACUUUCUCUCAAUAGAUGAGAAAGUAUGUGUAUUUGUGCAUGUGUGUCUAUACAUAUGUAAUGCCUGUUACAUACAUUUUGGUGUGUAGACAGGGAGCAUCAAAAAUUGCACAUUUAAGUUUAUUCAUUUGGUACUUUUUGCCAAUAGAUAACAAAAUUUUGUAGAGUGAAUUUUACUAUGAGUUUGUAUAUAUGUAGGUAUGCAUGUAUAUGUAUACGUGCGUAUGUCCAUUAUAUAUGUAUGUAUGCAUGCACAUGUAAAUGUACCUUGCACAUAGCCACACCAUUCACCACAA